UGGCGAGGCUCACUCUCCUCCCGGGACAGCACUGGGAGGAGAGGCCACGUCCAGUGGAGUGAAUCUGUCAUGGCCACACCUCCAGGCCUCCGUCCCCGGAGCUGGUACACGCUUUCAGCCAGCGGCUCUGAAUCCAGCUGUGAACUGCAUUGAAACUUGCCAUGAGUUUGUCGCGAGGCUGUAACCAGUUAGACCCAAAGAUCCAUAAACCAGGCUAACUAACCAAAGGAAGUAGGACAGAGGAUGCAGGCUCCAUUGCCGAGCCCGGCAGGGAAAACAGAAAGCAAAAACAGGACCACAUGCGAGAGCUCUAGGAUUCGAACCCUCGACCGCACACACCGUUCUGAAAUAUCAUGAAGCAAACGAUCCAAUCCUGGGACACCACAUCUUUUGAUUUAGGACAUCCAAUGCUGAAUCACAGCUUUAUGAGUGAGAUUGAAGACGAUGGUUGAACGCCACUGAAUGUGAAGUCUGGAGCAGGACUCUGAGGCUUUCUGUCCUCCAUGCCACUCAUCAGAAGAGGGACUGUGAACUAUCCUUGAUGUGAAUCAAUCCCAUGAUGCAACAUGCCUCCCCAGCCCCAGCUCUGACGAUGAUGGCCACGCAAAAUGUCCCUCCCCCACCCUACCAGGACAGUCCACAGAUGACGGCAACUGCCCAGACACCCUCUAAGGCCCAGGCUGUCCAUAUCUCCGCACCCACUGCUGCUGCCAGCACUCCUGUGCCCAGUGCCCCCAUUGACCCCCAGGCCCAGCUGGAGGCUGACAAGCGAGCUGUGUACAGGCACCCUCUUUUCCCGCUUCUGACGCUGCUGUUUGAGAAAUGUGAACAGGCCACCCAGGGCUCGGAGUGCAUCACCUCCGCCAGCUUUGACGUGGACAUCGAGAACUUUGUCCACCAGCAGGAGCAGGAGCACAAACCCUUCUUCAGCGAUGACCCAGAACUGGACAAUCUGAUGGUGAAGGCAAUCCAGGUCCUGAGAAUCCACCUGCUGGAGUUGGAGAAAGUCAAUGAACUCUGCAAGGACUUUUGUAACCGUUACAUCACCUGCCUCAAAACCAAGAUGCACAGCGACAACCUGCUCAGGAAUGAUCUCGGGGGGCCCUACUCCCCCAACCAGCCCUCCAUAAAUCUUCACUCACAGGACCUCCUGCAGAAUUCUCCCAAUUCCAUGUCCGGAGUCUCCAAUAACCCCCAGGGGAUUGUGGUCCCAGCCUCAGCGCUCCAGCAGAGCAGCAUCGCCAUGACAACUGUCAACUCACAAGUGGUGUCAGGUGGAGCCUUAUACCAGCCAGUUACCAUGGUAACCUCCCAGGGUCAGGUGGUCACCCAAGCAAUCCCUCAGGGAGCCAUCCAGAUCCAGAACACACAGGUUAACCUUGACCUCACUUCCCUCCUGGACAAUGAGGAUAAGAAGUCCAAGAACAAGCGAGGAGUCUUGCCCAAGCACGCCACCAAUAUCAUGCGUUCUUGGCUCUUCCAGCAUCUCAUGCAUCCCUACCCCACGGAGGAUGAGAAAAGGCAGAUCGCGGCCCAGACAAACCUCACCCUCUUGCAAGUCAAUAACUGGUUCAUCAAUGCCCGGAGGCGCAUCCUGCAGCCCAUGCUUGAUGCCAGCAACCCAGACCCUGCCCCUAAAGCCAAGAAGAUCAAGUCCCAGCACCGGCCCACCCAAAGAUUCUGGCCCAACUCCAUCGCCGCGGGGGUGCUGCAGCAGCAGGGCGGCGCCCCGGGGACAAACCCCGACGGCUCCAUCAGCUUGGACAACCUGCAGUCCCUGUCCUCAGACAAUGCCACCAUGGCCAUGCAGCAGGCCAUGAUGGCCGCACACGACGACUCAUUGGAUGGGACGGAAGAAGAGGAGGAGGAUGAGAUGGAAGAGGAGGAGGAAGAGGAACUGGAGGAGGAGGCUGACGAGCUUCAAACGACGAACGUCAGUGACCUGGGCUUGGAACACAGUGACUCCCUGGAGUAGUUGGCAGCCCAGAUGGCACUGAUCACCCAGCAGGAGAGGAGUGUCAUCGGGGGGUUUCCGGGUGGGGGGGAAGGGGACACGGGCAGGCGGCACCGAGGAAGUUGGGCCCUCGCUUCCCAGAAUCAGUAGCUUGACAAAAUGCAGAGGAGACACCUGCUCCUUCCCGACCACCGAGCUUCUCUGACCCCAGCGCUGCUUCCCCGGAACGCGGAGGACUCUGGGGCGCCGGCCACGCAGCCCUACGGACAGGCAGGAGUGAGACCUGGAUCCAUCGACCCCCGAGGACAGGUGGCACCCGAAGGCCCUGGCGGACAGAGUUGAUGGUUUACAGCCCUGCACUGAGGCAGAGCAGCGCUGUCCGCAGAGGGAGGCUCUGCCGGGGACAGAGCAGGAGAAAAGGCAAACACGCUGGGGCUCCGCCCCAGCCCCUGAGAGACAGCCAAGGGGCAGGAGGAGUGGGAGGGGCUGCGGCAUCACAUCUUGCAGGUCAGAGUGAGACCUGCGUUCCCAGGGCUCCAGCGAGUUCUUCCCAGGCCCAUCUCUGGGUUCAGGCAACAUGGACUUGGGAGAGAGGGAAGGAGCCACCAGUACCUAUCUCUCUCUCUCUCUCUCUCUCUCUCCCUCCCUCCCUGUGAAAAGAGUGGUAAGCUGGGCUCAAAUUGCAGAUUUAGAGGGGUCCCUUCACCUGGGUCUUCAGGACCCAGGGAGGUGGCAGAACCUGAGCUAGGAGGCGCGUCAAGGUGACUUGGGGAGUGACGGCUGUUCUAGGUGUUCACAGAACUCGGCUCCUGUAACGACAGGACAGUGGUGUCUCAUCCCAGAUGUGCC
This is a messenger RNA of Myotis davidii, 2803 nucleotides long. It is a transcript of the gene PKNOX2, whose product is annotated as PBX/knotted 1 homeobox 2. The transcript is spliced from 12 exons. Gene Ontology annotation, biological process: regulation of transcription by RNA polymerase II. Bases 557 to 1975 code for a protein of 472 amino acids. Lineage: Eukaryota; Metazoa; Chordata; Mammalia; Chiroptera; Vespertilionidae. Gene Ontology annotation, molecular function: RNA polymerase II cis-regulatory region sequence-specific DNA binding; DNA-binding transcription factor activity, RNA polymerase II-specific. The record is from RefSeq and is a predicted model, not a curated record.